CUUCCCGGCGUGCCCGGUGGCUCUGACCCCCUCGAGUAGGUCGAGGAGUGAGAUGGCUGAUGCUAGUGCUAGCGGAGCGGCGGGAUCCGAGGCGAGGAAGGCCCCCGUAGCGCAGCGCAUUGACCCGGCGCGAGAGAAGCUGAGCCCGGCCCAGCUGCACUUUAUGCGGCAAGUGGAGCUCACGCAGUGGCAGAAAACGCUUCCGCAGCGGCGGAGCCGGAACAUCCUGACGGGCCUGAGCAUCGGGGCCCUGGUGUUGGCCAUUUAUGGCUAUACCUUCUACUCCGUGUCCCAAGAACGGUUCCUGGAUGAUUUGGAGGACAAGGCCAAAGCUGCUAGAGUGAAAGCUGCCGGGACCAGCAGCCCCUAACCCCCAAGCAGGUGCUCAGACUCUGUCCACCCUGAAUGGAACUUCUUCAGAAUGAGGAUGGAUGCUUCCACCUUCUGUACUUCCCCUCCCAUCCAAGAAAAAAAGAUUCCUACUAGGAUAAGGAGUGUUUUGGCCGGCCUGAGCUUGGGAUGUUGUUUGGUUAUGGAGUCCCACCCUCCUUUGGGAAUUGUGUAUCCAGCCAAUUUGAUGAAACACCUAUUCCUUCUUUCCCCCCCACCCCCACCAAAAAAAAAAAAAGCCUUUGUCACAAUAGGGAGGAGGCCCAACUAGGUCACCCCAAACUUUUUCAGUAGCGCCUUAUUCAUAUCUUUGUAGCUUCUUCCUACCCUAGAGAUUGAAAGCCAUUGUUGGGGGGCAAGUAUGGUACCUCUUCUCUUUGUUGGAACCUGGUAUGGCAGUGAUGGUGGUUAAGUUGAGGACUGAUUCACAAUAAAGUGAAUCAUCCAUUGUAGA
This is a messenger RNA of Dromiciops gliroides (monito del monte), 844 nucleotides long. Its product is annotated as cytochrome c oxidase assembly factor 3 homolog, mitochondrial. The transcript is spliced from 2 exons. Gene Ontology annotation, biological process: mitochondrial respiratory chain complex IV assembly. The coding region runs from base 53 to 370 and encodes 105 amino acids. Gene Ontology annotation, cellular component: mitochondrial inner membrane. The record is from RefSeq and is a predicted model, not a curated record. NCBI's taxonomy places the organism in Eukaryota, Metazoa, Chordata, Mammalia, Microbiotheria, Microbiotheriidae.